Messenger RNA from Uranotaenia lowii, 1250 nucleotides. RefSeq names its product S-methyl-5'-thioadenosine phosphorylase. Gene Ontology annotation, molecular function: S-methyl-5-thioadenosine phosphorylase activity. The transcript is spliced from 2 exons. Gene Ontology annotation, biological process: nucleoside metabolic process. The record is from RefSeq and is a predicted model, not a curated record. Bases 189 to 1025 code for a protein of 278 amino acids. Gene Ontology annotation, cellular component: cytosol. NCBI's taxonomy places the organism in Eukaryota, Metazoa, Arthropoda, Insecta, Diptera, Culicidae.
UACACCAAACAAAUCGAUACUCAAACCUUGGUAUUCGAGGGUUAUCGAAUUGGUUUGGAUGAGAUUGUUCCCAAAAUUAUAGAGGAUUACCAGAGUGUGUAGAAUAUUGCAGAAAAAUCGGGUGUGCAGCUUAUCGAUAUUCAAUAAACAUUUGCAGAUAAAGUGAAAUACAUCAUCUCUAAAAUACCAUGAAUCAACCAAUCAAGAUUGGAAUCAUCGGUGGAUCUGGAUUAGAUGACAGCCAGAUUAUAGAGUCACGUUCUGAAAAAGUGGUCAAUACUAACUUUGGGAACCCCUCUGAUGUCCUCAUCGAGGGGAAAAUUGCAGGCGUGGAUUGUGUUCUUCUGGCACGUCAUGGGCGCAAUCAUUCAAUCAUGCCUACAAAUGUGAAUUAUCGUGCGAAUAUUUGGGCUCUGAAAACGCUCGGCUGUACACAUGUCAUUGUGUCUACCGCUACCGGUUCUCUCCAGGAGCACAUUCGCCCCGGAGAUAUCAUUAUUCCGGAUGGAUUCAUAGAUCGCACAACCAAAAGAGCUCAAACUUUCUAUGAUGGUAAUGAAAUGCUUCUUGGUGUGUGCCAUAUUCCAAUGGAACCAGCAUUUUGUAAGCGCACACGGCAGGUCUUGAUAGAAACGGCCAAGGAAUUGGACAUUGGAGUUCAUGAAAAUGGAACCGUAGUUACUAUAGAAGGUCCAAGAUUUUCAAGUAAAGCUGAAAGUAAAACUUUUCGUCAGUGGGGAGCUGACCUGGUGAAUAUGACACUGGUGCCGGAAGUAGUAUUGGCUAAAGAAGCCGGACUUUGUUAUGCCGCUAUUGCGAUGGCCACGGAUUAUGAUUGCUGGAGGGAAUGUGGCGAAAAUGUCAACGUAGCUGAUGUUUUGGCUACGUUCAAGAAGAAUGUAACCAAAGUUACUGAAUUGAUAACCGCUGUCAUUCCAAAAAUUGCUGCUAUUGACUGGAGUGAUACCAUCGAUGAAUUGAAAAACACGGUCAAUGGCAGUAUCAUGCUACCUCAUUCAAAUUAGGAGCUUAUCCGAAAAUUAAAUCUAACACUUCUAUAAUAUAAUAAAAAAAAGAAACGUUUUCUUAAUGGUAAGGGCUAUCCCAAAGUGUCAUAUUUGUGUGUGUCUGUAACUACCUAGUCAAAUUCGAAACAAAAAUUGAUUUGAAUAUCUGACUAAAUGUGUGAAAAGUUUAUUUUCUGAAGUGCACAAGUUGAUGUCAUCUUGAAUAAAAGAAAACUAUGUAGA